CUGACCCAUAUACAGCCAUGGCAACCACUGCUGAUGAUGAUACUCAGUUCUGGCGACAGAACCAGAGCAUGGUGACCGAUGAGUUCCCCCACCUCGACAUCAUCAACGACCUGCUCGAAGAUGAAAAUGGCAGCAAUGGAGGAAAUGGAUUCCAUGUGCCACAACUGUUCAACCUCUGCCGCCAGUUCGCACAUUAUCAAGGAACAGGGCUCUCGGGUGGUGAUGAGUUGUUGUCUUGCAGGUCACGGAAGAGUUACAGUGAUGAAGGAUUUGGCCAUGGCGAUUGGGAAUACAUGCAUCAUCAUGCCUCUGCUUCGGCAAACAUGGACCUGUCUUUGCUGUCGAUGAUGAAUCCGGAUGAGUCGGGUUGCCCGAGUUUAUCGUCAAGCAUCAAUGGCUGUUCUGAAUUCAGGCCUUCAAACGGGCACUGAGGAAACAUGCCAUUCAAAAGAGGGGGGAGGGAUCUUGCUUCUUUAAGGACUGGUAUCGUGUAACCUUAUAAUUAUAUACCAUCAUCAAGAGACAUCUUUUCAAGAUAAGUUGCAUCUGAUUCAAGUAACAAGGUGGGUGAUUUGAUCGCGAAUACGUCGUCGUUUCAUCCUGAAUUGUGUUUCUAAAUUGCAACACGUGUCGUUUUUUGGUUGGGCGGCUUAUAACGCGGAAGCUUUCGGUGGAUUUCA
This is a messenger RNA of Tarenaya hassleriana, 680 nucleotides long. RefSeq names its product MATH domain-containing protein At5g43560-like. Bases 18 to 431 code for a protein of 137 amino acids. Lineage: Eukaryota; Viridiplantae; Streptophyta; Magnoliopsida; Brassicales; Cleomaceae. The transcript has a single exon. The record is from RefSeq and is a predicted model, not a curated record.